Molecule: messenger RNA, 1614 nt
Organism: Panonychus citri (citrus red mite)
Lineage: Eukaryota; Metazoa; Arthropoda; Arachnida; Trombidiformes; Tetranychidae
Gene: Ostgamma
Product: tumor suppressor candidate 3-like
Exons: 5
Coding region: 407-1405 (332 amino acids)
Cellular component (GO): oligosaccharyltransferase complex
Source: RefSeq, a predicted model, not a curated record
AAAUCAAUUAAUUUCCUUCGAAAUAGAAUUAAUUUAAUUUCCAUCAAAUGUGUUGAUCGGUUUUCGGUUUAUUGAGCAUCUUUAAUGUCUGACGUGUCGAUAUCAAAGCUCAUUCACUUUUCUUUGGUCUCUCGUUGGCAACAGUUUUGUUUUUCUAUCAUUUAGAUUGUUAUCAUUUAAUCAACCACAUUGAUUUUAAUUAAAUUAUUUUCAAUUCUACUUGUUGUGUCAACGUUCAAUUAACUAAAUUCACUUGGUGUCAUUAAUUAAAUUUGUUUGGUGAUAAAACAAUCAAACAUUUGGUGUGUGUUGGUCACCAUUCAUUUUGUAUAGUAAACAAAACUGGUCUCCUUUUCCUAUUCAAAGCAAUUGAAUUUGUGUUUGGUUUUUUUUGCUAGAAAACAAAAUGUUCACAAUUAAAUUGAUUACAAUUAUAUUUCUAUUCUAUUUAACUACAAGUGUUUCCUGUGCACGUAAAAAAUCAGAGAGUUCACUUUCACUUGGUGAACGUGUUGAACAAUUAACAGAAUUGUCCCUUCGUAAACCAGUGAUACGUUUAAAUGGAGAUAAAUUUAGACAAUAUGUUGGAGCGAAAAGUUUACCUCGUAAUUACUCCUUUGUGAUUAUGUUAACUGCGUUGUCCCCACACCGACAAUGUACCGUUUGCCGAUUAGCCAUGGAAGAAUAUACCAUUGUUGCCAAUUCUUGGAGAUAUUCCCCAUCAUUUUCCAGUAAAUUAUUCUUUGGAAUGGUUGAUUUUGAUGAAGGAUCAGAUGUUUUCCAACAAUUGGGUAUUGGAUCAGCACCGGUUUUCCUUUACUUCUCUGAAAAGGGUAAACUUAAGUCACCCGAGGUUAUGGAAAUUGAAAGGAAAGGCUAUGCUGCAGAGACAAUUGGUAAAUGGGUGUCCGAAUUGUCACAAGUAUCAAUUAGAGUAAUUAGACCGCCAAAUUAUUCCACAACAUUGGCAAUUAUGGCUCUCAUGAUGGUUUUUGCCUCAUUAUUAUACAUAAAACGGAACAAUCUUGACUUUUUGUAUAACCGAAACUCUUGGGCAAUGAUAUCUUUGUUUAUUGUAUUCGUUAUGACUUCAGGGCAAAUGUGGAAUCACAUUAGAGGACCACCUUUGAUGACCCGAAAUCGUCAAGGAACCGGAAUGACUUAUAUUCACAAUAGUUCUAGUGCUCAGUUUGUCAUUGAAACUUAUAUUAUCAUUUUACUUAAUGUUUCAAUUUGUGCUGGAAUGAUUUUACUUACUGAAGCCAUGAAGGGUAAAACUGACCAAAGAAAAAGAAAGAUUACUGCAAUAAUCGGCUUAGGAUCAACUCUAAUUUUUUUCAGUCUUUUACUUUCCAUUUUCCGAAGCAAAGCUCACGGUUAUCCAUAUAGUUUCUUAUUCAAAUAACUUUUCUUCUGGAAUAAUUGAAAAUUAGAAACACAACUUCCGGUCAUCUUAAAAAAUUGGUAUAAAUUUAAGCUAAACUAUAUAAUAUAAAAUCUGUGGUUCUUUUUUCCCAAUAAUUUUGCUGAUAAAACCAUUGGAUAUUAUAUGACAUCUUGGAUGUUUUCAUUAUGAGAAUAAAAAAAUUACUCAAUUUUUUCACACAAUUAAAA